ACCCUAAAAAAGCCCAAGGCCCAAGCAGACCAAUUCCACCACCCUACCGGAGCGCGUCCACCCCCUUCCUCCUCCGAUCGAGCCAGGGCCAGGCAACCUGGUGCUCCGCCCCUCGCCGUUACCGCGACGCUUCGGCCUCUGGCUCCACCGCCUGCCUCCCUGGCUCUGUGACCGUGACGAGACACGUCGCCGAGAGGCCACCCCGCUUGGGAUUGUGAGGUAAAGCGUGAUGGCAGCGCCACCGGCGAGGGCCCGAGCCGACUACGACUACCUCAUCAAACUGCUCCUCAUCGGUGACAGCGGAGUUGGAAAAAGUUGUCUCCUGUUACGGUUCUCAGAUGGAUCAUUCACCACUAGCUUUAUUACCACUAUUGGCAUUGACUUCAAGAUAAGGACUGUCGAGUUGGAUGGCAAACGGAUUAAGUUGCAGAUCUGGGACACUGCAGGCCAAGAACGUUUCCGCACGAUUACUACUGCUUACUACAGGGGAGCAAUGGGCAUCUUGCUUGUGUACGAUGUCACAGACGAGUCAUCUUUCAAUAACAUAAGAAAUUGGAUCAGAAACAUUGAGCAACAUGCUUCGGAUAACGUGAACAAAAUUCUGGUGGGGAAUAAAGCUGAUAUGGAUGAAAGCAAACGGGCUGUGCCCACUUCGAAGGGGCAAGCUCUCGCUGACGAAUACGGGAUAAAGUUUUUUGAAACGAGUGCAAAGACAAACCUGAAUGUCGAGCAGGUUUUCUUUUCCAUAGCAAGGGACAUCAAACAGAGACUUUCGGAGACCGAUUCCAAGCCUGAGGAUCGAACUAUCAAGAUCAAGGCUGAAGGGGAAGCUGAGGCAGCGGCGGCGGCGCAGAAUUCAGCUUGCUGUGGCUCCUGAGCACUUGUCACCGCAAGAUAGUGGCGUUCUCGCGCAUGUAAUUUUCAUCGUUUCAUUCUUUGCCAGCGACUCUCUCCUUGUGCUUCUUGAGCUAUCGCAGUUGCUGUGGCCUGGACAAAUGGGUGUUAACUGUUAAGUCAGAGCAGUUACUUGCUGUAUUGUGGGAACUCUACCCAUGGUAAGGCGUGCAUAAUGGCUGUGCAAAGUACCUUUUUACACUAUCGAUCGACUACACUGUUUAUAUGGUAGAGUUUAAAAUGAGAGGUGGGCUGUUUGAUCUCGAGGAGGCUGCUACUGCUAUAGAGAUGACGUUGGGAUUGCGGGAAUUUUCAAUGCGUACAAGCGGUAACAUUUGCUUGCAGCACUGGAUAAUCUUUGCUUCACAGAUUUGCUGUAUGGAUUAGGAAAAUAAGCUGUACCUCAUAACAUGUGUCGAAACAGAGAGAUUUUGUUUCUGUUAUAUGGUAGAGAUUUUGUUUCUGUUA
Messenger RNA from Zea mays, 1362 nucleotides. RefSeq names its product ras-related protein ARA-3. The record is from RefSeq and is a predicted model, not a curated record. The coding region runs from base 230 to 877 and encodes 215 amino acids. NCBI's taxonomy places the organism in Eukaryota, Viridiplantae, Streptophyta, Magnoliopsida, Poales, Poaceae. Gene Ontology annotation, molecular function: GTPase activity; GTP binding. The transcript is spliced from 9 exons.